AUUCAAUUCGCCGACCUCAACGCUUCAGACUCUGACAUGAUUAACUCGAGAGUGGUAUUGUUACAGGUGGCGUUAUGGGGUUGCGCACUCGGAUGGGGACACGUGGCACCGUUAGCCCUGGUCGGUGAGAAGCCUCUUUCCGUCGCAAGUACGACAGUACAAGUACCGCUCGUCCUGGUGCCGAGGGAUGACCUCACAUUGUAUUCAAACGUCCACAUAAAUGCCGUCUCUAGAACGCAGCCGUUAGUCAGUUGUAGUCUCAACUCCUACACGCUGGAAGCCACCCCGGCAGUUCGAGUAUUCUUGAAGCAGCCGAUCGUCGUCCAGAACGAGCACGCUUUAUUGCCUUUCCCGGCGCAGAUCAGCGUCCUCCACGAAGGUCUUCGUAUGUCCAUCCCAGUCGGGGCACUGAUCGCCCCUGUUCCGGUUGGCGUCGAAGGACCCCAAGUGAUUCGCGUCAUGUACGCGAUUCCGACAGCUCCCCUUCGACUCAAUUAUCCAUUCUACGGACCUGUGCCUUAUCCAUUCAGACCCGACUAUGUAGACAGUGCUUACGGCUUGAAGCCAAACAGGCCGGCAGGUUCACCAGCGAGGCCAGACAAACCCGCGAACCAGUUUAACGAACUCCUGGGCAACAAGAAGCCUUCGGGUCCGCUAGUCACCGUCCUCGACUUCCCGAGUGAAAUCGCCAGCCCGCAGACGCUCUACUACCAGCCACCUGUCGAGUCCGAACUGGGUAACAGGGGACCUCCAGAGGCUGUGUUUCCAGCCGGAAUUGUCCAAUCUGCCCAGCCUAGACCCUCUCUACAGGUCUUCCUCAACUCGAAGGAGUCACCCCUCCUGCAGUCGUUACGAGACGAGGCCAACCUGAACAAAGAGACACACAGCCACAAUUCAAUCAGCGUAGAAGCCCUUUAAAAAUUAAUAAAAAACAGAACAAAAGUAACAGCCUCCUUUCUUCAAAACGGAGGAGUCGAGACUUCUAAGAUAUUGUACACUAGCAUUUCUGAAUCACUGCCAUACUUUAUAUUUAUGCCUUUGAGAGACAAAAAGAAAAGUUUUAAAGUCUUAGCGUUAUUAAUCUAAACUGCUUAUUUAAAGUAGAAUACUAGCCAGUAAAAAGUUACCAUAUUAUUUUGUAAUAUUAGUAGUUUAUUAUGAAGUUUUUUGUUUAAUUAGCCUUUUGCAAUAUUAAAAAAUAAGUCAAUUUAUAAAUUGCACAUUUAUCGAAAACUGCGUUUACCAAAUUUGUGUUACAAUAAAAAAGUAAUAAUUUAAAAUAUUAUAUAAAUUUUAAACAAAUAGUUGUAAUUUAGAAAUGCAUAUGGCAUCUUUUAUAAAGAUGUAAUUUGAAGUUUUUAAAAAAAUAACUCGAGUGCUCAAUAAUUAACGUAUUAUUUAACGUACUUACUACUGUUCUUAAAUUGAAAAAAAAAAUCAGAAUACAAUUUAAAAAACAAGUAAAAUUUACAUUUGCAAUUCAGAAUGUUAAGGUAUGUAUCUUUCCAGAACAGGCAAAAGAUUUAUAAUUUUGUCAGGAAAGCAUUUUUUUUUAAAUGAAUGUAGAAAUGUCAGUAUUUAUUCGAGAUACAAAUUUACUUUAUUAAUAAAGGGCAGAUCGCCAUUUCUGAA
Molecule: messenger RNA, 1632 nt
Organism: Cimex lectularius (bed bug)
Lineage: Eukaryota; Metazoa; Arthropoda; Insecta; Hemiptera; Cimicidae
Exons: 6
Coding region: 37-918 (293 amino acids)
Source: RefSeq, a predicted model, not a curated record